AUUAUUCUCUGUGUGUCUUUCUCUACUUCUUUCCCUUUCCCCAACCCCUCAUACGUUACUCUUUAAAUACGCACCACAUCUUCACGUGCCUCUCGGUUCUUCAGUCCAAACAAUGGCCAUGGUUGAGCUCUGGUGGAUUACGUGCUUUCUCUAACUACUGUUUUCCACACUUAACGAACCAGAACACAGUGAGAAAGAGAUAAUGGCGGUGGAGUACACAUGCUGCUCAACGGCCUUCUUCGUUCACAUACUGGUCAUCGUGCUGCUCGUGCUUUUCGCGGGCCUCAUGUCGGGCCUCACCUUGGGCCUCAUGUCGCUCAGCCUCGUUGAUCUUGAAGUUCUUGCUAAGUCUGGUACUCCUCAGGAUCGUAAACACGCUGAGAAGAUAUUACCAGUUGUCAAAAACCAACAUUUAUUGCUAUGUACUCUGCUAAUUUGCAAUGCUGCAGCCAUGGAGACACUUCCUAUUUUUCUUGAUGGCCUUGUUACUGCAUGGGGCGCUAUCCUAAUUUCUGUGACAUUAAUUCUUUUGUUUGGUGAGAUUAUACCCCAAUCAGUUUGUUCUCGGUAUGGUUUGGCUAUUGGUGCAUCAGUGGCUCCCUUUGUCCGUGUGCUUGUAUGCAUAUGUUUUCCAGUUGCCUAUCCAAUUAGUAAGUUAUUAGAUUUUUUGCUGGGCCAUCGACAUGAAGCCCUAUUCCGUAGAGCUGAGUUGAAAACACUCGUAAAUUUGCAUGGUAAUGAGGCUGGAAAAGGGGGGGAACUGACACAUGAUGAAACAACGAUCAUUGCCGGGGCACUUGAACUCAGUGAGAAGACGGCGAGUGAUGCCAUGACUCCUAUAUCUGAAACAUUUACUGUUGAUAUUAAUUCAAAGCUUGAUAGGGAACUGAUGAAUGAGAUAUUGGAGAAAGGGCACAGCAGAGUCCCAGUCUAUUAUGAGCAGCCUACAAACAUUAUUGGACUUGUACUGGUCAAGAAUUUAUUGACAGUUCAUCCAGAAGAUGAAGCACCCAUGAAGAGUGUAACCAUACGCAGGAUUCCAAGGGUUCCAGAAAGUAUGCCACUUUAUGACAUUUUGAAUGAGUUUCAGAAGGGCCAUAGCCACAUGGCAGUUGUUGUCAGACGGUGUGACAAGACUAACCAACAAUCUUCCCAAAAUAAUGCAAAUGACUCGGUGAGAGAUGUUAAGGUGGAUAUUGAUGGUGAAAAGCCUCCCAAAGAGAAAGCUUUGAAACCCAAGAUGCCACUCCACAAGUGGAAAAGCUUUCCAAAUACAAACAAGUCAUCAAAUAGGGGUUCUCGGAGCAGAAAAUGGUCAAAAAAUAUGUACUCGGAUAUUUUGGAGAUAGAUGGAAGUCCCCUUCCAAAGCUCCCUGAAGAAGAAGAAGCCGUUGGAAUUAUUACCAUGGAAGAUGUCAUUGAAGAGCUUUUACAGGAGGAGAUCUUUGAUGAGACAGAUCAUCAUUUUGAAGACUCAUAACAGUGGCUUUUUUCCAUAAAACCUUCCAUGUUCAUAUUUCUUGUUUGGACCUUAAAAAUAAUUAAAUAGAUAAUGCGGUUUAGGGUUGAAAGCUGCUGUAUAGAGAUCUGAGUUGUGAUUUGGAACGUGUAAGCCAUUAUCGUUGAUGAAAUGCAGGGACCAGACAGCUGUUUUUGAGAUGUACAUGCGUGUCUCUAUCGCAAUGACGCAUACCAGCAAGGCAGCAAAUCAUGGUUUGUUUUUUAGUGCGCGCGCGUUUUCCUCCUUUCUUUUGAUUAAUUGAUACCUACUUGUAUGGUAUGAA
Messenger RNA from Glycine soja, 1784 nucleotides. RefSeq names its product DUF21 domain-containing protein At2g14520-like. NCBI's taxonomy places the organism in Eukaryota, Viridiplantae, Streptophyta, Magnoliopsida, Fabales, Fabaceae. The transcript is spliced from 11 exons. Gene Ontology annotation, cellular component: intracellular membrane-bounded organelle. The record is from RefSeq and is a predicted model, not a curated record. The coding region runs from base 203 to 1480 and encodes 425 amino acids. Gene Ontology annotation, biological process: magnesium ion homeostasis.